Molecule: messenger RNA, 486 nt
Organism: Ilyonectria robusta
Lineage: Eukaryota; Fungi; Ascomycota; Sordariomycetes; Hypocreales; Nectriaceae
Exons: 2
Coding region: 1-486 (161 amino acids)
Cellular component (GO): trans-Golgi network
Source: RefSeq, a predicted model, not a curated record
AUGGCAGACGAAAACGACACUCAGUCUAUUGGCUCCUUGGGCCAGCCUCACCCUAUUGCGCGUUCCGACUCUUCGACGUCGUCAAGUCCUUCCGAUCUCAACGAGUCCAACGAGCACGUCAUCCAGCAACCCAUCCCAACUCGUCCUCGUUUGCCCACCCGAAAGAGCAGUGGGCCGUUGGUAGUACCUCGCGACAGUUCCGCCGUUGGGCCUGUGGAAUCAGAGUUCGGACCAGAUGACGUCAGGGCAAUGAGUCCCCGGCGAACGAGCGAGGAUCUAGACAAGAUGGGCAAGCAGGCUCGGGAAGAGAUGCAAAGACACGCAAAGGCUCUUCAGGAUUCCCUCCUCACAAUCUUCAACCGCAUCGAAGCGGUGCGCGAGGAGCAUGAUAAACUCAACAACAACAAUAAGUUCUUGCAGAAGUACAUUGGUGACUUGAUGAGCACCAGCAAAAUCACUGCCUCGGGAAGUCGAGGAAAGAAAUGA